AAAAGGAAGUAGGCUACGAUCCAAUCUGGCCAAUUGUCUCGCCCUGAUCCGAGAGCGAGAUUCAUUUAGUUAUUUGUUCGUAAACAAAUCUGUAUUUCUUGCAAAAAAAAACAAUGCCAUGUUAGUAUAUAACUAUUUUGCAAAUAUACGGUUAGCUAGAUAUUGAAGAGACACCUUGCCAUCUCUGUAUACUGGCUUACAAAGUGGGUAGGUUCUAAAAUGUAAUGCUAAACUGCCUUUUCGCCUUUCCUUCAAGCGCCGCUUUCCACCGGAAGCGCAGUUGAAAUAGAAAUCAUUAGUACGGGACGUCUGGGUGGAAUAGCAAACUGGAAUUUCAUCUAGGAGUUUGUGGGGCACGUCUUGGGGAAAGUUUGGUAAAGCCACAUAUCCACAGUGGGCGCAGAGUUCUGGUUGAGGCCCUUCAGCCCAUGUGUGAUGUUCUCAUCUGUUUCGGCUGAUCUAAGAGGUGGUCAGCAGCUGCCCGGCUCCAUGUCGUUGGGUCCAUGCCCUUCUCUCUCCCAGCUGUACCAUGAACAACUGGCCACGGGGUGCAGAGAGACUAGCAAGGACCAGAGGAAUGCUGCGGAGGGUGGGGGACCUCUGGUGACUGUGACUAUGUCUCACAGACCAGCAGAGAGCAGAGCUAGAGAUGGUAGUCUUGGGGUGGACUCUGGUGUGAGAGAGAGACAGACCCUGGCAGAGCACAGGCAGAGGGAUUUGGGCUCAGUCUCCAGUUUGAGAGGUCCUGUCUAUGGGACUGUAGGCUCUUCCAAUUUCAGAAGAACAGAGACACAAGUGUCAGACCAGGUCCAAGGCACUCAAAGACCCGGCAACAAAGGCAAUGUCUCGGUUCAUCCAAAACAACUAGAGCCUACCUCCCCUCCUUCGCCUCCGGUGUGCCCCUCUGAUUUUACUCCACUGGCUGGCCCCACGGGAGAGCAGCUGGGGACCCUGAAGCGCUGCCUGGAAGCCCACCAGGCAGAGAUGAAGCGGCUGCUGACGGGCUCCCUCGGCUCCCUGUGCCAGCGUCUGGAGGUGGUGGAGAGGAGGAUGGAGCAGCUCUGUGAGCAGGGCACCACACAUGGCAACAGCCUGGCUCUGCUCAGGAACCAGGUGGGCCAGCUGGCAAGAGGGAUGACUGCUGCUGUCGCCAGACAGGACCUGUCACCUCUCCAUGGUCUGGGAAAGGAACCAAGAGUGCUGAAAGAAGAGGACUUCACAAAGUUGUUACCACACAGUCCUAACCCUUCGCGUAAUAUGGGCUCCUCGGGAACAGACUUAGACAAGGGGAGCGUCACUGGAUGUCGAUGGAUGAUGACGACAACAUUUUCCCCCAGCCACAGUCCGGCCCCGAGCAAAGAGGGGUUAGGUGGGAAAAUGAAAAGAACUGAGUCAGGCCGGUCCGUAUCCUCCAUAGGAAAAGCUCCCUCUAAGGGGGUCACUGAGGGGUGCAAACAAGGAAACUACUCCCCUGUGUCGGACUUUGAAGAUCUGGACAUGGAGCUGGCGGCCAAGAAGGGGCAGGAUGCUCUUAACUGGUUGGUCAAUUCUGCACUGGCAGACACAGAGUCUAGUGACAGCCAGGAAGUGCCCCUUCCAUCCCCUUCUCAGAAGGCACAAUCUGGGAACAGGAGCGAGAGUAUGGAGACACAUCCACACUCUCCUCAUGUACACUUCCCCACUGAAUCCCAAGGCCAGUCCAAAAGCACUGAGUUCCAUAAGUGUCCACUUACAGAUAAGGGUAGGACUAUGGCUGCAUUUCCUGAGGGGUUACAGUUGAGCCCUAUAGGAGCUUGCUCUCUGUCGCCACAUUCCGUUAAAGUUGUAGAGUCAUCUAGGUCCGAGCACAUGGGAAGAAUAGCUCUUGCUUCAACUAAUGUCCAACUUAGGGUCACCAGCCCACCUCGCACUGACCACACGGCCUACACUCAGUCCUUCAAAGAGGCAGAGAAAGACCGGAAGCCUGAGAGGAAGAAGCGGAACAAGAGGGAAGCGAAGGCACACUCGGUCGGUGAGUUUAACUCUACCGCCACUAUGUCCGUCAAGAGUAGCUUCUCAGCUCAGAUACAAGACCGACCACAGGUUGGUGUGGGCAGGGAGGCAGCCGAGGAGAGGCAGCAGAGUCAACAACACAAGCAGUUUGUAGAGAGUAUGAGGGUGUCAUAUGGUGGCCGAGAAAAUCAGACUCUGAACUUUACCAUACCUCCUCAUCAGCAACACAAUCCGUUGUCCCACGCCCAGCUGAAGUCUCCAGACGGAGCAUCGUCACUAUCAGGUUCAGUCUUUGCACCCUCUUCCUGGUCCCCUCUGCCCUCCCCACCCAUGUCUGGCUACGUGGACCCUCAGAAGGGAAAACAAGCCACGGAUCGAUCCCUCCUGCCCUUCCACUCUUCCAGCCCUUCUCUAGACUCCUCUGUGGUCUCCAAGCUCUCCUCUCCCCGAAAUGGCUCUUCUAAAUCUCUCAUGGUUGGUGUUAGAUCCAUCCACCCCCAAGGCCAGGCCCUCCUACUCCAGCUGUCGGACACAGCCAGCCAGCUUGUACCUUCCAGCCCUUCCCCGGAGCUCCCCUUACCCCCGGAUGGUGGUCAAAGCAGAUGGGGGAGCAUUCCGUGCUUCUUCAACUCCAAGCUCAAGAACCACUGGAAUAAGGACCGGUCCUCCUGUAAGAAGCGGCCCCUGAAAGGUGUUCGCAGCACUAGUGGCACUCUAGCCAUGUCUCUGCCGGAGCUGGAGGAGGAGACGUUGCAGCACCACUGGCAGCCCCUGGUGAUUCUGGGCAGCCCAGUCUUGCCUCUGUCCCCCCUGCAGCUAGGGCCCCUAGCCCAGACCUUCUCCUCCUUCUGCUGUAGCAGCAAGGCCCUGGACAGAGAUGUUUCUACUCUGCAGCACAGCCUCUUCCAUGCCACAGGCCAGUUUCCCAUGUCCCUCUUCAGCCAGAUGGGCUUCUCCAAGUUUUCCAAGGCGGGUCUGAGCACCAUGCUGGCUGCAUCCUCCCCCGCCUCCUUCCGCCUCUGGUUCAGACAUAAGUGCCCCAUGCCCCUCAUGAGGUUGUCGGCCACAGCGGUGGAGACGGUGAUGUGUCAGAUUAUAGAGUCACAGAAGAAGUACAUGUAUCCCCCCCUCAAGGACUACACAGGCCCUCCUGGCCUGGACAAUGACCACAGUUAUGCUCAAUCAUGCAGUCAAGAAGCUACCUCUGUCAGAAUGUCUAGCACAGCAAGCAGUACGUCUCUCACCUUCUCACCGACACGGCGACGUUGGGUCAGACUCCCCCCAGAACGGGCCCUUUCCAGCCCCAAGACCAGUCAUAGCCACAGCCCCAAGAUCAUGCGUCUGGAUAACCAGCCCGAGCCUGUGCCCAGCUUUGCCAACGUCAAAUACCCUGGUCUGCAUGGCCGCAGCCCAUCCAGAGAGGGUGGUCUGUAUGAUGCGAGUGUGGGAACCCAGCCAUGCCAGCGCUCCAAGAGGGUAUCCCAGAUCCGCAUUCGGAAGACUGUUCCCAAACCAGACAACAACCUCACGCCCAUGGGCCUGCCCAAACCAAAGAGACUGAAGAAGAAGGAGUUCAGCUUGGAGGAGAUUUACACCAACAAGAAUUACAAAUCACCCACUCCCAACAGGAGCCUGGAGACCAUCUUUGAGGAGCCCAAGGAGAAGAACGGAUCGCUGGUCUGCAUUGGCCACCAGAAGAGGAAGCGUGUACUGGACUUCCCCGACUUCACACUGCCGCGCAAACGCAAAGUCCGGGCCAACAUGGCUCCCCUGCGCGUAAAGGGCCCCAGGGGGCGUGGGAGGCGGGGGAGGCCUGACGAUACCGACCUGGAUGUCAUGCUCAUCGAGCGGCUGAGCGAGCUGGAAGACUUCUUCACCCGCCAAGGCCUGGAGGACUGAGCAGUCCCACAAUACCCCCUAUUUCACAUCCAAAUACAGACUCUCACAAAUGGUACCCUAUUCAUCAUAGUGCUCUACUUUUGACCCAAGCCCAUCGGGUCAAAGUAGCACAUUAUAGAGUGAACAAGUUAUCAAUUGUGACAUGCUACACACAUGCAUUGCACACAGUUCAUCAUUCUCAGUUUUUGGGCAGCUUGUUUUGUAAAUUGAUUGGGCUUAUGAAACUGGAUUUUAAUGAUUAGAGCAUGUAAAGAGAUUUCUAUGAUCGUGUUAGGUUUUGCUACUUCUGAGCCCCUGAAAUGCCCGUUCAGAUUAUUUGUUUUAGAACUGGCAGACUUUGAAGUGCUAGAACAAAUCGACUUAAUGUGUGCCUUUAUGGAAAUUUAAACUCAAUCCAGCAAAGAGAGGAUUUUUAUGAUAGAUAAUGAAUAGUGGUUGAACAAUUACUUUUUUGUUCUUGGGAACUAUAAUUGAAACUGUGAUAACAGAAUUUUGUGCGCUGAUACUUGGAUGUGUGUGUUCGUUCACACACAUGCAGACACAUAUGGAACUUUCGCAUGUGAACACAUGGACAACAAGUUUGAUAACCCAUACCUGAGCACUUUCCUUCUUACCUCAUUCAGAUUUCUCAUCAACUCAUUCAUUAAAUUGUUGUUUUGAACGGGACCUUGUGAGGACACAACCGUUUCUGACAGUCAACAGUAUAUGUGCAGCUUUAGUCACCUGAUGACAGCCUCACUGCUAGCCUGGCCUUGGGAAUGGAGGUAACUGACCACCAGUAGCAACUUGGAUUGGUGCCACAUCUCUCUCUCUACCUCCUCAUGCAUUGUUGGGAAAGAUGUUACAUGUGGGGGCAUCAGUUCAGUACAUCCCCCUGAUAACCCGACUGGGAUCUAGAUGAUGAUUUCCCAUCUUGAAUCAUAGUGAAACAAUAUGUAUAUUUUGCAGUAUUUGGAAAGAAAAGGAAAAGUCCAUAAUUAACAGUCUUCUUUUUCACCUGAUGUGCAUCAUCCGGUCCAUCAUCUGAUGUGUGAACACGAUUUGAUGAAAAUGUGUAUUUCCUAUAGAUGGUAUAUUAUCUCUACUUCAGUGUUGAGGACCUAGAUCAGGACUGGGCAAACGAUGAGCCCAUUCAAUCUGGCCCACGGGAGGUUUGAGUAAUACAAGUUUAAAAUAAAAAUGAUUAUUUUGGGUUAGAUGAAAUACUCAAGGCCACUCUUGAUCGUUUAAAUCUAGAUGAUGGUAUGUAGAAAUUAUAAUGGGCCUAUAUAUUUCCAAAUAACUGCAGUUUUUCCGGCCCGCAAAUUAAUUUUAACAAACCCGUCCAUCCCCAAAAAAUCUGUGCGGCCCUCCAUUGAAUUUCGAAAUCCCGAUGUGGCCCUGAAGCCAAAAAGUUUGCCUUUCCCUGACCUAGCUACACAGUUGUACUACGAGGACCUUUUGGGUCGAAAUGCCUCAAGGUUUAAGUCCCUUGGCUCACUGUAAAGGACUCGGUAUCCAUGGAAAUAGUCAUUUGGUAGAAAUGUACCUAAUCUUUGAUCACAAACUGGAUUCUUUUUUUUCUUCUUGCGGUUCCUUCCUGUGGAUUGGUUUUCCUUUUUGGUGCAUCAUUUUUCUUUGGACAUAUGAAAUAUGCAACAUCUUUGUGUUUGGAUUUUUUUGUAGGCAGACCCUUUUUUGUUUAAACUGUCAUAGACUUCAAACUCCUCUGAAUAGGGACUCUUGACACCAUUGACCGUGUCUGUCUCCCAGUAUUCUAAUGCUGGAUGGUCACAGGUUAGGGUUAUUCAAUUGUCUGGCUGUGAUCUGGCCUCAUCUUCUAAUAGCUGCUGAACAUUUCUAACAUUUCUUCACAACAUGAGGAUUACAAGUAAUGUGCACUGAGUGGUCCUGUGCUUGGAUAAGUAAGUGUGGGCUGCGGGCCUGUAGAUGUUUUCCUAAUUCCUAUUGCUGCUAAACCGCCUACCUAGUAUAUUAUAUUGCAAAAUGUAUAUUAUAGAUGUUGUGUUUUUUUUUUUGUAUUUAAUUAUUAUUUUUUAAUCAUGUGAUCCAUAAAAUCCACAUCAGUCCAUGCCACAUGAUGUUGAGCAAAAUAUGGAUCCACUAACUGGUCUGUCUUAAAACAGCAUUUACCCAU
This is a messenger RNA of Salvelinus fontinalis (brook trout), 6028 nucleotides long. RefSeq lists its product as uncharacterized. The transcript is spliced from 10 exons. Bases 436 to 3891 code for a protein of 1151 amino acids. Lineage: Eukaryota; Metazoa; Chordata; Actinopteri; Salmoniformes; Salmonidae. The record is from RefSeq and is a predicted model, not a curated record.